This is a messenger RNA of Notothenia coriiceps (black rockcod), 977 nucleotides long. It is a transcript of the gene dnpep, whose product is annotated as aspartyl aminopeptidase. Gene Ontology annotation, molecular function: aminopeptidase activity; zinc ion binding. NCBI's taxonomy places the organism in Eukaryota, Metazoa, Chordata, Actinopteri, Perciformes, Nototheniidae. The record is from RefSeq and is a predicted model, not a curated record. Gene Ontology annotation, biological process: proteolysis. The transcript has 10 exons. Bases 87 to 962 code for a protein of 291 amino acids.
GUGACAGCUUCUCUCUCUGCUGCUGUCCUGCUAAUCUGUGUCUGCUUCUCGUAACUGCCAAAGUUCACAGUUUGAAGGUGCAAUUAAUGCAGUCCUUCAUCAUGAAAAGCUCCAAAGAGGCCGUGCAGUCUGCAGCCAAAGAGUUCCUGCAGUUUGUCAACAAAGGAGUCUCUCCAUAUCAUGUCGUGGAGGAGUGCAAACGACGUCUGCUUCAGGCCGGCUUCAUCGAGCUGAAGGAGGCGGAGCAGUGGGACAUCAAGCCCUCCAGCAAGUACUUUGUGACCAGGAACUACUCGAGCCUCAUCGCCUUCGCUGUGGGCGGACACUUCCUGCCCGGGAACGGCUUCUCGAUGAUCGGAGCGCACACUGACAGCCCCUGCCUCAGAGUGAAGCCGAGGUCUAAGCGGACGAAGCAGGGCUGCCUGCAGGUCGGGGUGGAGUGUUACGGCGGAGGCAUCUGGAGCACCUGGUUCGACCGCGACCUGACCCUCGCCGGACGCGUUAUCAUCAAGAAUGAAGGGCGUCUGGUGCAGCGUUUGUUCCACGUGUCUCGGCCUCUGCUCCGGAUCCCUCACCUGGCCAUCCACCUGCAGAGAGACGUCAACGACUCCUUCGGCCCCAACAAGGAGAACCACCUGGUGCCCAUCAUCGCCACGGUGGUUCAGGAGGAGCUGGAGACGGGCUGUGCUUCCUCUGGUGAAGCUGCUAACACGGCGGAGAAGCACCACCCGGCGCUGGUGAAGCUUCUGUGCUCGGAGCUCGGCGUGGAGCCUGAAGCUCUGCUGGACUUUGAGCUCUGUCUCGCCGACACGCAGCCCGCGGCGUUGGGAGGAAUCUACCAAGAGUUCAUUUAUUCUGCUCGACUGGACAACCUGCACAGCUGCUACUGCGCCCUGCAGGCUGUCCGGAGUCAUGAUGUGGAACUGUGCGACCAAAGUGAAGAGAAACUGGGUUAUAACUGAACCUGGAAUUAAUAU